This is a messenger RNA of Xiphophorus maculatus (southern platyfish), 2531 nucleotides long. RefSeq names its product armadillo repeat containing 1 (gene armc1). The transcript is spliced from 7 exons. Gene Ontology annotation, molecular function: metal ion binding. Bases 340 to 1170 code for a protein of 276 amino acids. NCBI's taxonomy places the organism in Eukaryota, Metazoa, Chordata, Actinopteri, Cyprinodontiformes, Poeciliidae. The record is from RefSeq and is a predicted model, not a curated record.
GCUUCAAAACCCAAACACUGUGCACAGCUGCUAGCAAAAGAAGCGCAGGGGAAGAAAGGGGACACAGGCCAAGGGGUGGUGAAAUUGUUUUUGUUACUAUUUACUUUAGGUAGUUUCGUAACAUAGCUAUCGGUUCAGGUGUCAAUUUUGUAUUCGUAGUGGCUGAGUUGAUCCGGAUUUGGCUUGGGACUUUCAUGACCAACUGACAUAAAGCUAGCUUUGGAGUACGGAUAGUUAGCUUAGCCUAGCCGCUGCUGAAUCGGCUGUGUACAACAGGGCGUGAUUUAAGUAAAGAGAACAGGUUGGUUUGAUGCACGUGCCAUCAAAGCCGGAGGCACCAUGAGUGCAGAGGUGGAUGCACUGACUGUGGUAAACCAGCUGAGAGAUCUCGCUGCGGACCCCCUGAAUCGAAGAGCCAUAGUUGAGGACCAGGGUUGCCUGCCGGGGCUCAUCCUUUUUUUCGACCAUCCUAACCCACAGGUUGUCUACUCUGCACUGUUGGCUGUGCGGUACCUGGCAGAAUGUCGGGCCAACAGGGAGAAGCUGAAGGGCGAGCUGGGCAUGAUGCUGAGCUUGCAGAAUGUCAUGCAGAAGAGCACAUCCCCCGGGGAGACCAAACUGCUGGCGUCUGAGAUAUACGAGAUUCUGCAGUCAGCUGGUAAAGAAGAGGCUGAGCAGGCCGAGGCAGCCGCUGCGUCCUGCCGCCGUAAAGCCCACUUCUUCCUCGGCUCCAACAACAAGAGGGCCAAAACUGUAGUUUUGCAUAUCGACGGACUGGACGACUCUACUCGAAGGAGCCUGUGUGAGGAGGCUUUGCUAAAGAUACGAGGAGUCAUCAGUUUCACCUUCCAGAUGGCCGUGAAGCGAUGCGUUGUCCGUAUCCGUUCUGACCUUAAAGCUGAGGCAUUGGGAACAGCAAUUAACUCCACCAAAGUAAUGAAGGCUCAGCAGGUGGUGAAGACAGAGGACGGCGGAGAGCUGAUGUUACCAUUCCAGGAGGACGCGUCGGUGCUGGUGGAGGAGAACACAGACAUCCCAGACUACCUACCUGAGGACGAGAGUCCAUCGCAGGAGCAGGACAAGGCCGUCACCCGGGUGGGGUCGGUCACAGACGGCCUGGGCUGGCUCAGCACGGCCGCCAACUUCCUGACACGUUCGUUCUACUGGUGACAGCUUCCCGCGUCUCACUCAGCAUAGUGUCGGUUUUCACCCUGCAUCACUAGUUUUAGGUUCCCCUCUCAACAGCACAUGUGCUGGACUGCCAGUUGGAACAUGCAAUAACUCUAACAUGUGCAAAUAUUAGGCUACAAAUCCCACAACAAGGCUGUUUGUUCACAACUAUAAACUAACUGCAGAUAUCUAGAGGACAUAGCCAAAGGACUCUAUAUCCAGCAGAACCAAAUAGCUUCCUGGAAAUGAGUAAUGCUAUGUUGAACUAGUAGAUAAAUGGGAGGUUCUGUUUCAUUUCUUUCUGUGCAUGAGUUCAGCUCUUCAUUUCCUUCCAUCUAUUCCAAUAUUUUCUCAUUAGAUUCUUUAUCCUUUAAAUUUGUUACAUUUUCAGUCACGUUUUGUUUGUUCUUUUCAGCAUGCUACGUGCCAAUCUCGCCCGUUGCCUACGUCCACAAAUAAUUUGUGCGGUUUUUGGGAGUUAGUUGUAAUUAUUUAUUGAUACUUUACUCAAAUGAUUUGAGAGCUCUGAGCAAACGCUGUUAGUUCACAGAAAAAAGUAGACACCAGCAGAAACUGCUGCUCAUUCAGCCGCCAGCUCCCGUGCGUUGGCCUGAAUUGUGAUUUUUAAAUCACAGCUUAUGAGUGUUUUGGCUGAUUGGUGCAGGGCAUCUAGAUACAUCCAAAUAUCAUCUGUGAGUUAAUUUAAUGAAGUAAUUCAGUUUAAAAAGUGAAGCUUCAUUUCACAUGGCUCUAUUUCAAAAGUUUAUUUCUGUUGGCUUUGAUGACUCUGGCUUACAAGUAAUGAAAACACAAAAUUCAGUUCUGUGGAAAAAUAUAAUAUUACAAUAGACAAAUUUUUAAAAAUGCUUUUAAAAUGGAAAUGUCAGCCUCUCAGUUUGGUCACGGCUUGUUCUUGUGUGAAUUACAGCAUGAAAGUUCUGCUUUAAAAUUAAAUUAACGUUACACAACAUAGCAGUGGAAGCAUGAACUGCUGUAAUAUUUCUGGUAGAGGUCUGUGCUGACUUUGGACUUCAUGAAACACAGAGGACCAACACCAGCACAUGACUUCACUGACAGUCAGUCGUAGCUCAAGUCCUGGAUACGUCUCUGGGUAAAGUUUUGACUCCACUUCAGUUCAGACCUUGUAAAUAUUCAAAUCUAAGGAAUGGGCUUUACUUUGCAAUCCCCUCCAGACUGUGGUUGUCCCUGCAACGUCUUCCUUCCUCUCAACUUUCCAUUAACAUGCUCUCUGUAGAAGAAGGGUUAGAAACUUUGUGCUUUACAGGAUUUUUUUCACAAAAAUCAACAUUCCACAGAAGAAAUAAAUGUAUAUAUCUCUAUAUAUAUAUAUCUAAAUAUAU